Molecule: messenger RNA, 1158 nt
Organism: Anopheles maculipalpis
Lineage: Eukaryota; Metazoa; Arthropoda; Insecta; Diptera; Culicidae
Product: zinc metalloproteinase nas-4
Exons: 3
Coding region: 1-1158 (385 amino acids)
Biological process (GO): proteolysis
Molecular function (GO): zinc ion binding; metalloendopeptidase activity
Source: RefSeq, a predicted model, not a curated record
AUGUCCGUGUUACAUUUGCUGUGUGUGUUAGCGGUAGGAUAUUUCGCGAUCGAACGAUCGCAAGCCAACGUAAUCAUGUACGAUGAAACCGUGGAUAACAGUAUUGAUGGUUCGAGUGACGUGAUAGACCUGUCCCAUCUCGGCCCGGAGCUGUACGGGGAACCGGACGAAGAGGUGGGCAGACUGGUGGCCAAUUUCAAUCCAGAAACCGACAGCAGAAAUGUGGAGGAACUGGGCUCGUAUGUCGAGGGAGAUAUACUGAUCGAUCGUCCCGGUGGACGGAACGGUAUCUCCAAUACGGCUAACCGUUGGCCGAAGGGUAUUGUGCCGUUUGUAAUUUCGGGAAACUUUGACGCCAAGGGUAUGAGUCUCAUCGAGCAGGCCAUCAAUGAGUACCACGCGAAAACCUGCAUCCGGUUUGUGCCACGUAUGGGCGAGCAGAAUUACAUUUCCUUCGAAAGCUCCAACAGUGGCUGCUGGUCUAGUGUGGGCAUGAUCGGUGGCAAACAGGCAGUCAAUCUGCAGAUCCCCGGCUGUACUACACUGGCCGGUACCGUCAUGCACGAGAUGAUGCAUGCGGUCGGAUUUUUACACGAGCAAAACCGUGAAGAUCGCGACAGCUGGGUAAAGAUCAACUACCAAAACAUCAAACCCGGAACGAACAACAACUUCGAGAAAGCUAAGACGGGUUCCACCAACAGCUUCGGUGUGGCGUACGACUAUGGCAGCAUCAUGCAUUACUCGGCAAAUGCGUUCUCCACGAAUGGACAGCCCACAAUCGAGCCAAAGGAACCUUUGAAUGGUGCUAAAAUGGGCCAGCGGGAUGGUUUUUCGUGGAGCGAUAUGGAAAAACUCAACCGGAUGUACAAUUGCCAAGCAAGCGGUGGAAACGCUCAAACGAUUCUUCGACCGCCCACAUUUGGAAUGUUGCCAUCUGUAGUAGGAGCAAUGCCAGGGCCAACCGCGCCAACGGGUCAAGGUGUUGGACCGUACUAUCCACCAUCGGGGCCCGCUCCCAAUUAUCCAUUCUAUCCUCCGAAUGGAGUUCCAAUGUACCCGUACAGACCAUUCCCUGGAACAGGCUAUCCUGGUCCUGGAUUUGGAUACUACCCUUACAUGGAGGAGAACGACUCAACGAAAAAACAAAACUCCCAUUAA